AAUUGUAUAGGUUUUGAAACUAUGUGGGUCUUACUGAUUAUUAUGUGUUGUGUUCUUUUUGUGGGACGUCACCUGUCGGAGGGGAACCAAUAGAACACCAUUAAAUCCUGCUGACAAAAAACACUACAGAAACCGGUUUUAAUUAUCCUUUAUAGUAGGCCAAAAGGGAUUUUUUAUUCGCAUUUUCAGCACAUGCACGUAUAUAUUCAAACUUUAAUAUUAGAAAAUAAUCGAAUAAUUGUGUCUGUUUUGGUAAAACCUCUGUCAACUUUAUACUUUGAAAACAAGAACACAACACGAUCUGGGAGUGAGCGAGCCUCGCCCCUUAUGAUGACGUAUGUGUUGACUGACAGCCGCGGACGUCAUCUGACUGAAACGAAACUACAGUAGAUUGAGCGCUGAUUUGGAGUAUUGAGUUGUUUGUCUAAGCUGUUGAACUCUGAGAAGACAUCACUGAUACUUGAGCUAAUAAACACGUGAAAAGAUGCUCUGCAUUUUUAUCAAUCUUUCAGGCACUCAGGGGCUCAACGGUAACUUAUUUUCCAAGUCCAGCUAACAGAUCAAGCCUAAUGGUCCGUCAAACGAAAAGUGAAGCAUCAAUGACUGAACCGAUUUCUUUCCAACCUGAAAACUCGACCAAUGAGAUAAUGCAUCAUGAGGAAAAUGCCAUUGACACAUCAGUCCAUUUCAAAUCAGACGUGGAGCAUCAGCAAGAAUACAAAUCCAAACUGAAAAUCACAUUUCAAUGCUUUCACCAUGACUUGUCUAGACAGACGCAUCCCACGUUGCUCAACGACAUCUUCACAGAGCUUUACAUCACUGAGGGGGAGAGUGAUAUUGUCAAUAAAGAGCAUGAAGUGAGACAGAUCGAAACUGCAUUGAGGAGACAAACCGCAGUGGACGUUUCAGUCAAAUGCAACAACAUUUUUAAACCCUCGCCAAAUGAACCCAAAGCCAUCAAAUGUGUUCUGACGACGGGAGUGGCCGGCAUCGGCAAAACUGUCUCGGUGCAGAAAUUCGUCCUGGAUUGGGCGGAAGAAAAGGCCAAUCAGGAAAUUACGUUUAUUUACCCAAUUCCGUUUCGAUAGCUGAACCUCAUGAGAGGGAAACAGUUAAGCUUGGUUGAGCUUCUCCAGCAUUUCAAAAUGGACUGCAGAGACAUUCACGAAAGGCGCAACGUUCUCUUCAUCUUUGACGGUCUGGAUGAAUGUCGCUUUCCUCUGGACUUCCAGAAGAACAGAAGACUGGGCAACCCAAAAGAGGCAACAUCUAUCGAUGUUUUGCUGACAAAUCUUAUCAAUAAGUUCCUGCUUCCUGAUGCCCUGAUCUGGAUAACCUCUCGUCCAGCAGCCGCCAGUCAGAUCCCUCUCGAGUAUAUUGACCUGUUGACUGAAGUUCGAGGGUUUAAUGACCCACAGAAGGAGGAGUACCUCUACAAGAGCAUCUGUGAUAAACACCUCGCUGGACGAAUCAUCACACACUUGAAGUCCUCGAGAAGUCUGUACAUCAUGUGCCACAUCCCAGUCUUCUGUUUGCUGUCGGCGACUGUCCUUGAGAGAAUGUUAAACGUAGCAGAGGAUGGAGAAAUCCCCAAGACGCUCACACAAAUGUACAUCCACUUUCUUCUGAUCCAAACCAGAGCUAAAAACAUGAGAUACUCUAAAGAUAACAACCCUGAACCGAACGAUGAGGACAUGAUUUUAAAACUAGGCAAACUUGCGUUUCAACAGCUUGAAAAGGGAAAUCUAAUAUUCUACGAAGAAGACCUGUUGGCUUGUGGGAUUGAUGUGAAAGAGGCUGUCGUCUACUCCGGUGUGUGCUCUCAGAUCUUCAGAGAGGAAUCCGCGCUGACCCAAAAUAAAGUCUACUGUUUCAUCCAUCUGAGCAUCCAGGAGUUUUUGGCAGCCUUGUAUGUGUAUUUCAUGUUUAAGAUCAGCCGUCACAACAUUCUUGAUCAUGAAGACCACAACGUGGCUGAUCUCACAGAGGCCACAGUGUUUGAUCUGCAUAAGAGCGCCAUCGAUCAGGCCCUCCAGAGCGAGACCGGACACCUGGACCUGUUCCUCCGAUUCCUUUUGGGCCUGUCGUUGGAGACCAAUCGGAGCAUUUUACAAAGCUUAGUGUCCCGAGGUGGUAGCUCAAGCACAACAUCUCACAGCGUAGAGGAGACGGUCGAAUACAUCAAGAAGAUGAUAGAAGACACCUCGUUGCCGGAAAAGUCUAUCAAUCUCUUUCACUGUAUGAAUGAACUGAACGAAGUUUCUCUGGUCAAAGAGGUUCAGCGCUUUCUGAGCUCAGGGCACUUUUCAAAACUUUCCCCUGCCCAAUGGUCCGCAUUGGUCUUUGUGUUAUUGACAUCUGAGGAAAAGCUGGAUGUUUUUGAUCUGAAGAAGUAUAUCAGAACAGACGAAGGUCUUACUAGAUUGCUGCCGGUGAUCAAAACCUCAAAGUGUGCUUUACUGGAUAACUGUGGACUUACCAUGAGAUGUUGCAGAGCUCUUGCCUCCGCUGUGAACUCGAGCACUUCAAAUGUACGAGUGCUGGAUCUGUGCAGGAACUCCAUAGAAGAUAAAGGCCUGGAGCUUUUGACAGCUGGCCUAAAAAACGCACAGUGUAAAUUAGAGGAACUAAGACUGUCAUACUGCCGAAUCACUCCACGAGGCUGUUCCAUACUCCUGUCAGGACUACUUCCAAAUCUUCCAAACCUUAGAGUGCUGGACCUGAGUGAAAACAGUCUCAGAGAAGCGGGAAUUAAGAUUUUGGCAAAUUACCUCGGGAAUCCACACUGUAAACUUGAGAUAAUGAGACUGAAGGACUGCAGGGUCACACCCAAAAGCAGUUUUGCAAUUGCCUCAGCUCUGCAAGCCAACCCAUAUCAUUUGAGAGAACUUGAUCUUCACUGGAAUAAUCCAGGAGAUGAUGGUGUGGAGAAGUUGUCUGCUGUGAUACAACAUCCACUCUCCAAGCUGGAAACGCUGUGGCUAAGUUAUGGUUUGCUCACUGAGAAAACCUGCCAGGCUUUGGCUUCAGCCCUGAUGUCCAACUUCUCUACUCUGAAAGCUCUAGACUUGAGCGGUAAUGCUUUACACGACAGUGGAAUAAAAAUCCUCUCAUACGGACUUAGAAGCCCAAAUUGUCAAAUGGCAGUUUUGAGAUUGGCAUUGUGUGAGAUCACGGAGAUAGGUAUUUGUGACUUGGCCUCCGCACUGGUUUUAAACCCCGUUUCACUAAGAGAGCUAGACCUGAGACAAAACCUUAUAAAAGAUUCCGGACUGGCAAGACUUUCUGAAGUGGUGGAGAAAUCCAGCUGUAGACUAGAGACGCUGCGUUUGGGGGAAAGUGGAGUCACAAAGGAAGGUUGUGCUGUUCUUGCAGCAGCUCUUAAAUUAAACCCCUCAUAUCUGACAGAGCUGGAGAUGAGAAAUAAUGUUCUCACAGACACGGGGCUAAAGCUCCUCUCUCCUGUGCUGAGGAACCACAGCACCAAGAUCACGAAGUUAGAUUUGAGUCAGUGUGGUUUGACUAUUGACUGCUGUGAUCCACUGGCUACAAUUCUUGGCGAAAGAUCCUCAAGUCUUAAAGAAUUAAAUUUGGGGGGAAAUAAUCUCCAAGAUCUGGGGGUAAAAAUCCUUUGUGGUGGAUUUAAAAAUGCACAAUGUCAACUAGAGAUUUUGAGGCUGGGUAACUGUGGGAUCACAGGGGACGCUUGCACAGUUUUAGGCUCUGCCCUGAGAUCUAAUCAAUCACAUUUAAUAGAGCUGGACCUGAGUGAAAACUAUCUUACAGAUUCAGCCGUCAGACCUUUAUCCGUUUUACUGGACAACCCAGAGCAUAAACUUGAGAAACUGAUUUUGUAUUAAUGAACUGAUCCGUGGAUACCACAGCAUGCAUCAACAUUUCUUGAAUGUGUAGCAGAUUGCUGAAAUACCCAACGUUACAGAAAUGGUGAAAUGUUCAUUUACUUGUAAUUGCCGAACGACACAUUUAGACAAAACCUUUUAUUUUUAUAUUGUCCUAAUAUUUAUGCUAAUUUAUUUGAUUCUUCCAUCACAUAUUCAGCAGUAAAUGAAUACAGUGAUCUGGUGAUCCUGUUGUUGAUGCAAAACAUCUACACAUAGAAUUGAUUUAAAGAGAUUUUGAACAUUUUAAAUCCUGAAAGGGUUCGAGGUGAUCCAUUAGCUAUAUGGUCAACACUUUUCACUUUCUGUUACUGUACAUAUACAUUUUGUACAUAUAUAAUUGUCUACUUAGCACGAUUAAUUAAGUCUUUCAUUAACUGAUACCUUUUUUCACUUUAGUCAUGCAAUGUGUGCAGGACUGAAUAAUAUAAACAGUAUGAUUCAUUCAAAGAUUCUAUAUUGUGCACAGUUUGACAGAAUUGUUUUUAAACAAAUUAGAUGUUUUUAAACAAACUCCAGGGUUGUGUUUGGCUGGAUUCACAAACUAGUUACUUGAAAACGACUUGACAUAUUCCUCAGAAUUUUACGUUGUCAUCUAAUUUUAAGCAAUUACAAAGACUACUAUUAAAGCGAUACACCACCCAAAGAUGAAACUCACCCUCAGGUUGUUUCAUAUCUGUAUCAA
Molecule: messenger RNA, 4584 nt
Organism: Triplophysa dalaica
Lineage: Eukaryota; Metazoa; Chordata; Actinopteri; Cypriniformes; Nemacheilidae
Gene: nlrp12l
Product: NLR family pyrin domain containing 12-like
Exons: 12
Coding region: 1098-3860 (920 amino acids)
Molecular function (GO): protein binding
Source: RefSeq, a predicted model, not a curated record